AUGAUCCCGUCGAGAGUUUGGGCCGGGCUUUUCUGGGUUCUGGCCGCUGUUUCGGCCGACCAUUUCUUGCGGGAUCCCGCCUUUUUGGACGAUGAAGUUCAUGGAGAACGAGUGAAGAGAGCGUUGCCAGAAUGGCAGAGCAAGUUGAGAGAGAAGGCCGAGAAUUUCGGGCAAAGUGAGAAGGAGUUGGAGACGGUGCAAAUGUACUUGGCGAAACUGAAUGACAUAGCGGAGGAUAGGCAUCAAACCAAAGAGUCGGUAGGUGAUAAAUCUUUGAUUAUAAUACAGGUAUUUUGUGGUUGUUUUUUUUUGAGCCUUCCUGUGGGCUAGAUUCUGAGCAAUAUCGCAUACAAUGUACUCUUUACAUACCGGAAAUUUUUUGGAAAAUUUUGGAUGUUUAUUAUGAAAAAUUUGAGUUCGCCUAAAUCAUCAAUCAUUGAUGUCCAUUGCCCCGAAUUCUAUUCUCUUUUCCUUCCAGAACCAAGUCCGUAGCCAGCUGGACGCCUGGAAUCGGGAUCGCCAACAUGAUGACAUCUCCAAACACACCAAGCCCGAGGAAAGUCGGCGACACUUCCAAGGUAAAGGAAUGGGCGAACCUGUUCUUCUUUAUUGACUCAUAACUUUUAAGUUGAGGUCUCUAAGUCGACGACUAUAUUACUUUGUAAAUCUAUAGUGUCAGAACAUUUUUAUUUGAUUUUUUCUGGCUUUUAAAAUGAAAGAUAAACAUAUUUUAGGUGACAUUGUCCUUACGGCUGAUCAAGCCGAAGAAUUUUAUGAAAGAGUGGCCGGACAAGGGAAACGAAGGGUCAAAAGGAAGUUUAUUGGCAGCAAAGUGAGAAGAUGGGACCCAACAAAGCCCAUUAUCUACAGUUUUGAUGGAUCGCACAGUAAGCAAAAUUUAUUUGAAUUUUUUAAAAAUUUAUAAAAAAACAAGCAUUUUGCUUUUUAAUAAUAGAAAUUCAACUAAUUUAGUGAACAAUUUGAUUAAAACAACGUAUUUUACUCUAACCGGUACUGAAUUUUCGCUUUUUUUAAACUUUUCUCAGCACAGUGCAUGAACAAAAAAAUUUUUUGAUUGCAUAGCACAGCCAAGUUUAUUUUUUUUUGCCCAUAUAUUUUUCAUGGCAUACUAAGCCCAUGGGUAACAAUUACAAAAGCGAAAGCGGAAAGUAUCGGAUACUUUUUACGUCGUAAAUCCAUAAAACCUAAUUCUCAGCCGGCUAUUUUCGGUUACGCAUUGCUUUUUACGGUUUUCCGGUUACAGUUGGGGGAAAGUAAGGGAAGUAACUGUAAAUUAUGAUUUUUUUAUAACCUACUCUCUAAUUAAUCGUAAUAUAGCAAAAUAUCGGUGCUGAAAUCAUAUUUUCAGCUAAAAAAUAAACAAAAUUUUCAAUAUUUUCCAUAUAAAAAUACUGUUUUUUUUUGAUCUCAAAAUUAUUCUCAAUUUAAUUCCCAGCUUAUAGCCAAGAAAGAGCAGAAAGUCAUUGAGUUGGCCCUGGAGCAUUGGCAUAACAUUACGUGUUUGAAUUUCGAGCGACGAGAAGGAGAGCCCAAGGGGAAUCAGCUGGUCUUUACGGACGUUGAUGGCUGCGCUUCCAAUGUGGGAAAACAUCCAUUGGGAGAGCCGCAAUUUGUCUCACUGGGACCGGAAUGCAUCCGGGUAGGUUGGUGGUAAAAUACGGACUGCAGUAGGAUCCAGACCAGCACCUUGACAAGCAAUCCAAAUGUGUUUGAACUCGUGGUUGCUUGUCAAGGUGCUGGUCUGGGUCCUACUCUGCAUUCUUUGUGUUAAUAUUCAAGGAAAUCUAGCGAAGAAAGCAAAUCGCUUAACGAAGAGCCCUUAUCUUUUCUGUAAAUUUCUUUGGCAAUUUUUACGAGGUAUCGCUUAGAUUUUUGAAAAUGGACCUAAAAAAUAAACACUACGACUUCAAUUUUUUUUACCUUUGCGUUUUGCUGCCGCAGCCUAAUUAUUCAACAAUUUUUUAUACACAAGAGUACUAGUCGCGCCAUAAAGUCCGUAGAAUUUUUUUCGCCGACGUCGCGGGUGCAAUCGCCGAAAAGUGCAUGUCGCUAGUGCAAAAACGGGGAAUCGCCGCGGUGCGUGCGAAAAAAAGGGUUGAAUGCACUGUGCAAAUUCUACGGACUUUAUGUCGCGACUAGUACAUAAAACAAUGACAGACGGGCUACUUGCCCUUCCGGAAAGUCGGCGGACUGAUUUUUGGCGUGUGCACUGUGCGAAAAACGUCUGGGUGCGAGCGAUAACCGAAAAAAGUCGAUUGCACGGUGCAAAAAGCAAAAAAUUGCACAGUGCAAAGAAAAGUUUUGUUUUUGCACAGUGCGUGUCGCCGAUUUCAAUUCGGCGACAUUCUGGAAAGGUUUGUAAAAAUGUUUUCUUUGCGAAUUUUGAGCAGAAAAAUAAGGUGCAUUUCAGAAGUUUGGGGCUCAUUUCUUUUUUUUUCUAUCGACUGGUUAGGUCCGAAACAUUUGUUUCUUUAGCCGAGUCUUGUCAUUACCGAUAAUUUCUGGUCUACGAAGACAGGUGGAUUGAUAUGUGGCCUUAGUAAACCCUAAAAAAUGUUACAAAAAUUAUGCAAGCAUUUUGUAACAUCCUCUUUUUUCAAUAGCAACAAGUCUUUUAAUGACGACGAUUGAACAUCCGACGCCAUAACGAAAAAUAUAUUUAAAAAUCGGGCAAAAAUAAACUUUUUGAACCCCCAAAACAUUCUAUGACCAUUACUCAGGAAGAAUAAAUAAGCUAUAUCUUUCUCAGCUAGGAGUCAUCGCCCAUGAAGUCGCCCACGCCCUCGGAUUUUGGCACGAACAGUCGCGGCCAGACCGCGACUUCUUCGUCAACGUUCGUUGGGACAACAUUGACAAAGACAGUAAGGGCCAAUUUCUGAAGGAACAGCCGGUUGAUGUGGACAAUGGAGGGGUACCCUACGACUAUGGGAGUAUUAUGCAUUACCGAUCCAAGGCGUUCGCCCGUUUCGAUGAUUUGUACACGUUAAGCACGUUUGUGAAUGAUUAUCAACGAACAAUUGGGCAGAGAGAUCAGCUUUCUUUUAAUGACAUUCGAUUGAUGAACACGAUUUAUUGCAAAAAUACAUGUCCGAAGAAGUUGAAUUGCCAAAGAGGAGGGUAUACGGAUCCAAGACAUUGCGAUAAAUGCAGGUGUCCCGAUGGAUUUACGGGAACGGUAAGUCGUUUGAUAUAAAAAUUAAAGUGAAAAUGACCAGAAAGGAGUAUGAUGAGGAUGCUAAAUUUCUCUCAAGACAUGAAGUUUUAUCAUUUUUGGGCCUUUCACAUCUCCAGGAAGUAUAAUAUAUACUAUAUGUAUUUUUUGUUAAAAAAUUUCAAAAAUUAACUCAGUACUUACACCAGGCCAAAAAUGUUAUUCUUGACGCCUCAAAAAAAUCACUAACUAAAUUUUUUAGUUAUGUGACGAAGUGAUGACCGGCUAUGGCGCUGAGUGCGGAGGAAAAGUCCGAGUCACCGAAAACUGGCUUCAAUUCGGUUCGCCGGGAUACCCCAAAGAAUUCAAGGAGGGACAAGAGUGCUCUUGGCUGUUCACAGCGCCCAAGGGACAACACGUUUUGAUGCAAUAUGUCGAUGAAUUUGAAAUGUAUUGCAAGAUACGACAUUCUCUUUGCAUGGACUAUGUGGAGGUCAAGAAUACCACCGAUUUUGCAAAUACUGGAAUGAGGUGAGGCUGAAGGGGAUCUCAAGGAAAAAAUCGGUGGAUUUAAGGUUCUAAAUUUGCCUUGAAGGCUUUAAACCUCAAAAAAUUUCAAAGAAACCUUGAAAAAAUAAUUUUGUUCACCUUAUUUUAGAUACUGUUGCAAUGGCACUCCAAAAUCGUCAAUAAUCUCAGCGACUGAAGACAUGGUGGUCCUCUUCCGUUCAUUCUAUCGAAGUGGAAAGGGAUUCCAAGCCCGAGUCAAGGCCGUUCCGCACACUGGUUCGUGGAGUUCAUGGUCGUCCUGGUCCGAAUGCACCGCUUCUUGUGGCGCCUGUGGCAAUCGUCGGCGCUCACGACAAUGCACACCCGCCAACGCUUUUUGUUUGUCAGUGUUUUUGAUUUGGAAAUGGGGAUCUUUUUUCUCGUCUACUCAAGUUAUUUUAUCAGAACAUACCAAACUUGCAACCGGCUUUGCCCACGAGAAAAUGAAUGAGGGAGAGCGGUCAGAAAGAAGCGCUUUUUGACCAUAUUUUUUACAAUUUCGCGCAAAUUUUUUUUAGUCAAAAGGUUGCUUACAGUAGAAAUAUUGUUGCAGCUUUUCAAACUAUGCCAGAUCAAAGGCCCUAAGGCUCCAAUUUUUAUAAGAUUUUUGCCCAAUUUUAAAAAUUAAAUUUUUCAAAAUUCCUGUAGGUCCCUCAACUUUCUAUUUAUCAUCAUUUUACCCUCACACUAGGGUGUUCAAACCUCAUAACCCCCUAAAAAUCUAAAAAAUUCUUUUGUUGAUUUAUUUUGUUUUCGCUUUCCUCACAGUCCCGUCUACAACAGCACUCAAUUACUUAUUUAUUUUUUCACUACAAUGCCAAUUGUUUUGUCGCCUAUAGUUCACUAAUUGAUCAUUUACAGAGGUGAGGAUAUCGAGACGGAGGUUUGCAACACAGCGCCUUGUAAGGGACUCUGCAGCCGGAAACGUGUCGAAGAGGCGCCCUGCACCGGCUUCCUCUCUCUUCUCAAGGGAGUGAAGUGCAAAACGUAAGUUUAGAGAGACUAGUUUUUCUAUGAUUGACAAUGGACGUAAAUUUGGCAAAAAAAAAUCAGCAUUUUUUGAAUUUUUGAAAUUAAAAAAAUUUUUCAAAAACACAAAAUGAAAAAAAAGUAAAAACUUUUUGUUAAAGUCUCAUUUUUGCAGACAAAAAAUAACUUUUUACACAUAAUUUGAGUGGAACAGUGAUUACUCAACAAUUUAUAAUCUUUUUAGACAUCUUAUUGUUAACGUAUCACUAUACUUUUUCAGCGAGAAAACGCGAAUGGAAGAGUGUGACGAGAUCUGUUGUUCCGGCUUUCAAUUGAUGGACGGGGAGUGCAAACGUUGA
Molecule: messenger RNA, 5049 nt
Organism: Bursaphelenchus xylophilus (pine wood nematode)
Lineage: Eukaryota; Metazoa; Nematoda; Chromadorea; Rhabditida; Aphelenchoididae
Source: the annotation of a GenBank genome assembly